CUGUGGUCCUGCUGAAGUGUCUUUGAACCUGAACCAGGAAGAGAGAAACCCGAGAGCCAAUCAUCCGACAUGGAGGGGAGGCGUCUUCUGCUCGGCCUCGUGCUAGCAGCGUGUUUCUACGGCGGCACGGCCCAGAGGACAGUCUGCACGCAAGAGGCUGUAGCUGACAUCAUCUUCAUGGUGGACGGGUCGUGGAGCAUCGGAACCCUGAACUUCGAGCAGAUCCGUCAGUUUCUGUACACGCUGGUCAACAGCUUCGACGUCGGGCCGGACCACGUUCGCAUCGGCUUGGUCCAGUACAGCACGACGCCACGUACCGAGUUCCUACUCAACUCCUAUCAGAACAAGGAAGACAUACUCCAGUACAUCAGCAAACUACCUUACAUGGGGGGCGGCACCCAGACAGGCCAGGGCUUGGACUUCAUGAUGAGAGAGCACUUUACGGACAGAGCUGGGAGCCGGGCGAACCAGAAGGUGCCGCAGAUCGCUGUGGUGAUCACCGAUGGCAAAUCACAAGACAACGUGGAGUCCCACGCCCAAGAUCUGAAGCGCAAGGGAAUAGUUUUAUAUGCGAUCGGAAUCAAAGACGCAGACGAAGAGCAACUGAAAGAGAUCGCGAACGAGCCGCACAGCCAGCACGUGUACAGCGUGUCGGACUUCGCGGCCCUGCAGGAGAUCUCUCUGAGCAUUGUCCAGACGCUGUGCACCACCGUGGAAGAAGCCAAACGACAACUCCUGCAGUUGUCUGAAGACUGUGUCAAAGCUACCGUGGCCGACAUCGUCUUCCUCGUGGACGGAUCCUCCAGCAUCAGCCGAACUCAAUUUCAGGAUGGUCAGCAAUUUCUUCGCAGUGUUGUUGAAGGCCUGGACAUCGGCCCUGACAAAGUCCGGGUUGGUUUGGCACAGUACAGUGAUGAACCGCACUCGGAGUUCUUGCUGAAGGAUCACGUGGACAAGCAAUCCCUGCUGACUGCGAUAGACACGUAUCCCUACCGAGGAGGCAACACUUAUACCGGGAAGGCCAUCGACUUCCUCAGGGAGACGUACUUCACAGAAGAGGCCGGGAGACCCAACGGCCAGCGAGUGCCUCGGAUCGCUGUGAUCAUAACAGAUGGCGACUCCACAGAUGAGGUGAAAGACCAGGCUAAGAAGCUGCGGAAUGAAGGUGUUAUUGUAUUUGCCAUCGGGGUGGGACAGGCCAACAUCGAGGAGCUCGGGUUCAUCGCCAGCAAACCUCUGGAUCGCUUCCGACUCACCAUCAAUAGUUACGAAGCUCUCAAGACGCUGAGAGAGGAACUACUGCGAACUGUUUGUGUCUCCAUGGAGGAUCAGAGACAAGCAUUGGCAGAAAGGUUUUCAGACAUUUUCUUCCUCUUGGACGGCGGCGUGAGUGUCGCAGAGUUCCAGCAGGUCAGGAGCAGCCUCAUCAGACUGGUCAAUCAGUUUAACGUCGGAGCAUCUUACCACCGUAUUGGCUUGGCUCAGUAUGCUGAAAAUACCACGGUAGACUUUUUUCUAAACCGUUACCAAACCAAAAAGGACACCAUGGACGCUCUAAAGCGUUUCCGGAAGCGUCAGGUGAAACCUAGCGCGCCGCGUAACCUGGGCAGCGCCCUGCAGUACGCAAGCACUCACUUUUUCACCCGAGAAAAAGGAAGUCGUGCAGACCAAGGAUACCGACAGGUUCUGGUUGUUCUGAGUGGAAAGGAUUCAGAUGAUCCUGUGUAUACGGGGACUCGUCAAGUCAAAGCAGAAGGAGUCACUGUGGUCGGGGUGAACCUCAAAGCAUCCACAGAAAUGGGUUUCAUAUCCACCGCAUCUUAUUCCUACAAUUCCAUCACCGAUGCUGUAUCUGUACUGAAAACUCUUUCUGAAAAACAUGACCAGGAAGCAACUCCUACUGGAGAUUGCAGUGCAGCCACAUUGGCUGACAUCGUGUUCAUUGUUGAUGAUUCCACAAACAUCGGACGGGACAACUUCAGACUCGUCCGCAACUUCCUGCACUCGACCGUGAGCGGCUUCGACGUCGGUCCAGACAAAGUCCGAGUUGGCAUCGUGUUGAACAGCAACGUGCCCAGCGCGCAGGUCUACCUCAGCACCUUCGAGGACAAGACCGACCUGCUGAACUUCAUCAAGAUUCUUCCGCACCAUGGAGGAGACACUUACACUGGAGCGGCACUGAAUUUCACCCGAGAAAAUCUUUUUAUCAAGGCCAACGGAAGCCGGCUGCAGAAGGGCGUUCAGCGCGUGGCGGUCGUGGUCACGCUCGCUGACUCCAAGGACGAUGUGAGCCGAGCAGCAGCUUUACUCCGUCGGGAGAACGUCACUGUUUACUCGGUCGGAGUUCAACAUGCCCACUGGAGCCAGCUGGAGGAGAUGGCGUCUCAUCCCGUCUCCAAGCACAUGUUCACCGUGGACAGUUUUGUCAAACUGAAAUCUUUUGAGCAGAACCUGCAGAAAAUCGUUUGCUUUAACAUUCUGCGAGAAGCGUUCUCAGUCGAGACGAGAAGAACCGGAAUCAAAGAAGGGUGCGUUCAAACAGAUGAAGCAGAUAUCUUCUUCCUGAUUGAUCACUCAGGAAGUAUUUAUCCCUCAGACUUCACUGACAUGAAGAAGUUCAUCAUAGAGUUUCUCGACACUUUCCGCAUUAGCAAAGAUCAUGUCCGUGUUGGAGUGGCAAAAUAUGCAGAUUCGCCAAACUUAGAAUUUGAUCUGGAUAAAUACGAGAAUGCCAUUAAAUUGGAGAAAGCGGUGGAGGAAAUAAAACAAGUAGGAGGCGGGACAAAGACCGGAAAAGCAUUGAAUUUCAUGAGCCCACUUUUUGAAAAAGCGUCGCUCACCCGAGGACACAAAGCUCGUGAGUUCCUGGUCGUCAUCACUGAUGGAAAAUCUGCUGAUGACGUCAAGGUUCCUGCAGAAACACUGAGGGCUCAGGGCGUCAUCAUCUACGCCAUCGGGGUGAAAAAGGCAAAUGAAACGGAGCUGCUUCAGAUUGCCGGUGACAAACAGAAGAUGUUCUUUGUUAAAAACUUUGAAGCCCUAAAGCCAAUCAAGGAUGACAUCAUCACAGACAUAUGUUCUACAGAAGUUUGCAAAGACAGACCAAGAGACCUCAUCUUCUUGAUUGACAGCUCAGGGAGCAUCCAUCCAGCAGACUAUGAUAAAAUGAAGGAAUUCAUGAAAUCUCUCAUUAGCAAGUCCGCCAUCGGGCAGAAUGAUGUGCAUGUUGGUGUCAUGCAGUUCAGCACAACUCAACGACUUCAGUUCCAACUCAACGAACACUACAGCAAAGCGGAAAUGUCCGACGCCAUUGAUGGUAUGGUUCAGAUGAAGCAACGCACACACACGGGUGAAGCGCUCACAGCUGUGUCGCAGUACUUUGAUGCGAGCAGCGGAGGGCGUCCUGACCUGAGGCAGACGCUGGUGGUGGUGACAGAUGGUGCAGCUCAAGAUGCUGUGAAGAGACCCGCGGAGGAUCUGAGAGCCAAGGGGGUGGUGAUCUACGCCAUCGGAGUUGGAACUGAAGUUAACAACACCCAACUGCUGGAGAUCAGCGGGUCGCCAGAUAAGAUGUAUGCUGAGCCGAACUUUGACGCCUUGAAGGACUUGGAGAACCAGCUGGUCAUGGAUAUGUGUGAGCCAGAGAGAGAUUGUAAGAAGACAUUAAAGGCUGAUCUUAUUUUCCUGGUGGAUGGUUCCAGAAGCAUCUGGCCGCCUCACUUUGUACUCAUGCAGAAGUUUAUGGAGUCAGUGGUGAAUCUAACCACAGUUGGUAAAGACCUGACUCGCGUCGGGGUCAUUAUGUUCUCCGACAAACCCGAAUCCAUUUUUACUCUGAAAAAGUACAGCACCAGGAGAGAGAUUCAUAAGGCCAUAUCAGCCCUGACUCGUCCUGACAACAUGACCUACACUGGAAAAGCCUUAAAAUAUACAUUACCGUUCUUUGAGGCUGAAAAUGGAGGUCGAGCCGCACUCCGGGUGCCUCAGAUUCUCAUGGUGAUCACAGAUGGCGAUGCUACUGAUCCUAAAACUCUGGCUGCACCAUCCUCGGCACUGCAACAAAAAGGAAUCCGUGUCUUCGGUAUCGGCGUUGGAGAAGCGAACGUGACUCAGCUGGAGAUCAUGGCUGGUGGUGACAAAUCCAGAGUUUUCUAUGUGGACAAAUUCGAGGCCUUGGAAACUCUGUACAAGAAUAUUUCUGGAGUUCUCUGCGUUGACACCAAGCCAGUUUGUGAAAAGCAGCAGGCUGACCUGGUCUUCGUACUCGAUCAGUCUGAAUCCAUCUCACAGGUGGAAUACUCCCUCUUGAAGAAUUUCACAGCUGAGUUAGUGAAGAGCUUCAACAUCAGUAAAGAUGUAGUGCACGUUGGACUAGGCCUGUUCAACCACAUCUUUCAGCAUGAGUUUUACCUCAACGAAUUCUUCUCCGAAAAAUCAUUAAUCAAGCACAUCAUGGAUAUGAAUCAGAUCAAGGGAGGAACCUCGAUUGGAAUGGCCUUGAAGUCCAGCCAGGAAUAUUUCAAGAAAUCACGGGGAAGCCGUGCAUCUGAAGGGAUCUCCCAGAAUCUGGUGCUGAUCACAGAUGGCCAAUCACAGGAUGAGGUGGGAGAAGCAGCCGAUGAGCUCAGGGUUCUGGGGGUUGAGGUCUUCGUCGUCGGCAUCGGAGAGAUCAAUCACCAGCAGCUCCUGAGGAUUACUGACUCGAAUAAGGUCUUUACUGUGGAGAACUUCGGGAGCUUGGUAAAGAUCAAGCAAAAGGUGACGAAUCGCAUCUGCGAACCCAUCAGACAACCUGAAGGCUGCACCAUCCAUAUCGCCAUGGGAUUUGAUAUUUCUAGAAACAGAAAUCCUGGGGACACGCUGAUCAGCGGCCACCCCAAGCUCGAGAAGUUCUUACCAGAAAUCGCUAGUUACGUUUCUUCAGUAUCAGACCUCUGCUGCGUCAACCCCUCAACUGUUGAGACCGGCAUCGGCUUCCGAGUGGUGCGUCAGGAUGGAAUCAUCCUGGACGACCACGGCUUCAAGCCUUACAGCAAAGACAGAGUGAACGAAGUCAAGAGCCUGACGAUUGCGGAACCAACUAAGUUCAACUCUAUCCUGCUGGAAUCCUUCAAGAAAAAGUUCAUGGAGUCCAAUGCUGGAGUGAAGGUGCUGGUGAUCUUCUCAGACGGACUUGAUGAAGACGUGAUGACGCUGAAGAGAAAAGCAGAAGAGCUGCGACAGUCUGGCGUCAGCGCCCUGCUGAUCGUGGCGCUGGAGGGAGCGAGUGGCUCCGCCCAGCUGCAGAUGCUCGAGUUCGGGCGAGGAUUCGGAUACAAGCUCCCGCUGAGCAUCGGCAUGUCGAGUGUGGGCAGCAGCGUCCUCAAGCAGAUCGACACCGUGUCCAACAAGGAGUGCUGCGACGUCCUGUGCAAGUGUUCGGGACAUGAAGGCAUCCGUGGCUCUUGGGGGCCCCCGGGGUCAAAGGGUCCGACUGGACAGAAGGGAUAUCUGGGCUUCCCAGGAGACGAGGGCGGUGCCGGCGAGCGGGGGGGUCCCGGGCCGAGCGGACCCCAGGGCCUGGAGGGCUGCUCGGGACUCAGAGGACCAAAGGGCUUCAGAGGCAUCCGGGGGGACAGGGGCGGAGACGGCGAGGACGGACUGGACGGAAUCAACGGAGAACAGGGACUGACGGGAAACAGCGGAGGCCUGGGAGAGAGAGGACACCCAGGAAACCCUGGUAUCCCCGGUAUCAGAGGGGAGGCGGGGUUUAAAGGACAGCGAGGACUGAGAGGAGAUCCGGGUGAAUCAGGCGCUGACAACACAACCCCAGGACCCCGAGGGGAACCCGGCAACCCGGGGUCACCGGGAUCAGCCGGACCGGACGGACGUGCGGGUGAGGGCGGAGUCCGCGGAAACCCGGGUCCGAAUGGAAGGAGGGGGCCGCUGGGGGAGAAGGCGGCCUCUGGGAGCCCAGGAGAUGCAGGAGUACCAGGCAGCCCUGGAGCUUCUGGUCCACAGGGUCCCCGAGGGGUCAGAGGUCAACCUGGACCGAGGGGAGGCGCGGGUCUUCCCGGACCACAGGGAGGACCAGGAGCAGCUGGAGCGCCGGGUUCCGUCGGGCGGCGUGGAGCCAACGGGCAGAAGGGCCAACCAGGAGACGCCGGGGGUGCGGGGGGGCCGGGACCCCAGGGAACCAGAGGAAUGCCGGGUCAGGAUGGGAGAGAUGGGCACGGACCUCCGGGACCGAGAGGUGUCAAGGGAGAUGCUGGUUUCCCUGGUUACCCUGGUCUCCCGGGUGAGGACGGAGUGCAGGGACCCAAAGGAGCCGCAGGUCCUCAAGGCAACGCCGGCCGAGGAGGGAACUCCGGCCGGCCGGGGGAGUCGGGAGCGUCUGGAGAGCCGGGUUACUCCGGACACAGAGGGCAGCGAGGUCUGCCCGGAGGCAAAGGCAUGACGGAGUGUCAGCUCGUCACCUACAUCAGAGACAACUGUGCUUGUUCCUUCGAUCGGUCCGCGUGCCUGGCCUACCCCAUGGAGCUGGUGUUUGGUCUGGACAUGUCUGAGGACGUGACCCCGGUGGCCUUCGAGAGGCAGCGCGCUGUCCUCCUGUCGCUGCUCGAGGACGUGGCCAUCGCCGAGAGCAACUGUCCGACCGGCGCCCGGGUCGCCGUGGUCGGGUUCAGCGCCUACGCCAAGUACCUGAUCCGCUUCCAGGACUACCGCCUCAAGAAGCAGCUCAUGGAGUCAGUGAAGAACAUCGCCCUGGAGAAGACCUCCAACAAACGCCACCUCGGGGCCGCCAUGCGCUUCGUGGGUCAGAACGUCUUCAAGCGGGUGCGAGCUGGGAUGAUGAUGAGGAAGGUGGCGGUCUUCCUCUCCAACGGGCCGACACAGGACCUGGAGAACAUCGUCACGGCUGUGAUGGAGUACCGCGCCCUGAACAUCGUCCCGGCCGUCAUCUCUCUGAAGAACGCUCCCGCCAUCGCUCGAGCCCUGGAGGUCGACGACUCUGGGAACUCCAUCUUCUCCGUGCUGGGUCGGGACAUGUCUGCCGACCUGAGGAAGGUGAAGAACUGUGCCAUCUGCUACGACCCGUGCAGCCGAGCCGCCGAGUGCAGCUCGGUCCCGGAGCCGCUGCCGCCGCAGGACCUGGACGCCGACCUGGUGCUGCUGCUGGACGGGUCCCGGGAGAUGCAGGCGGACGAGUUCUCCGGCGCCCAGCAGCUCCUGAGCUCGGUGGUGGAGCAGCUGGUCGUGAGCUCGCAGCCGCGCCGGCCCGGCAGACAGGCCCGGGUGGCGCUGGUCCAGCAGAGCGGCGCCCAGGCGCCCAAGGUGGAGUUCGGUCUGCUGGCGUCCCAGAACCACAGCGUGAUGAGGACGCACCUGAUGCACGGCCUGCGGCAGCAGGGCGGAGCCUCGGCCCUGGGUCACACGCUGGAGUUCACCCUGAACGAGCUGCUCCUGAAGGCGCCGCACCCCCGCAGCAGGAAGGUGCUGCUCGCCGUGGUCGGCACCCGGACCGCCGAGUCCGACCGGGCCAAGCUGCAGUACGUCUCCCAGAAGGCCAAGUGUGAGGGCGUGGCCGUGUUCGUGGUGACGGUCGGCGAUCGCUACAGCCGGGCGCAGGUGGAGGCGCUCGCCAGCCCCCCCGUCCAGCAGCACCUGAUCCACCUGGGACGCCCCAGGGCCGACGAGCAGGGAUACGCCCGGCGCUUCUUCAGAGUCUUCCUCUGCGCCCUGAACAACGGACUGAACUCGUAUCCCCCCCCAGCGUCCAAACAGAGGUGUGACCAGCUGAAGGGUCAGACUGGAGGACAGGUCUUCAUCCCCGGUCAGGGGCAGGAGGCGUGGCAGGAGGAGGCGGAGUUUGCGGAUGAGGCGCAGGAAACGUUCCAGGAGACGAGGAGACGGACACAGAGCGGACAAGUGGACGUCCUCCAGAUGCUGAGCUCAGGAGAGACACACACACUGAUCACUGGAGGCAACGCCCGGUGUCGGCUGGACGCUGACGCCGGUUCGCAGUGUGACGACUUUGUCCGAGUUUGGUUCUUUGACCGGCUCCUCGGUGCAUGCGCCCCCUUCUGGUUCGGCGGUUGCGGCGGUAACGACAAUCGCUUUAACACGGAAAACGAAUGUUUGCGGACGUGUGACAGUCCGAGCGUCCUGACGCCGCCGGCGCCGAGCAGCUUCGUCUCCAAAGACGCCUGCUUCCUGGGCCAGGACCCCGGCGGCUGCCAGGCCUACACCAUGAUGUGGUUCUUCGACACCGAGCAGAACGAAUGUUCUCGCUUCUGGUUCGGAGGCUGCGGCGGCAACGAGAACCGCUUCCAGACGCAAGACGAGUGUGAGAACCUGUGUUUGACGAAGAGUCGAUGAAGAGGAGAUCAGUUGCAUCAGACACAAAGAACAAGAGCAUUUCAGGAAAAACAUGCAUCUUCAAGGAAAACCACCAGGGGGCGGCCAUGAGUUCUUUAAAAGUCUUUAAACUGCAAAUGUCUCCAGGGAAAGUUUGAAUUGUCUUUAAUUUGACUCGUAGACGAGUUUCCUGUGUUUUCUUCAACGUGCACGUUUGAUUUCCUGCCGAGCUUCAAGAUCCGGAGCGACUUUCACGAGCGAACGAGGGAAUGAAACAUUAAAGUGAGUUUAUAUCAACUGUGAAGUUUGGUUUCAUCAUUAAUCACAAUGUUUUAAAUCAAUAACUAAUAAUCCGAUGUUUUUCCGGGGCUGAACCUGAACGUCUCAGUGAAAACGUGUUGAAGAGAAAAACCUAAAAGAUGUUUUAUCUGGAAACUUUCUUUUCAAAGUUUGGGACCAAACUAGUUUUUUUUAAUCAAAUAAUCAAAUAUAAAUUAUUUUCAUUUCAACAAGAUUAGUAACGAUCAGUAUGUGAACACACACAAACAACUACAGAAGAAAACUCAAAAUGUAAAAUGUAUCCGCUCCAGUUUUUAGAAUAUAUUCUUUAUCGUACAAUUUUGCUUCGUUAUUGCAAAAAUAAUCAGUGUUUUUUCUGCUUCAUUCUGUUUUAUUUUCAUGUUUCCUGAACUUGUUUAAAUCCGGUUUGAUGAACUUUCAGUUGUUGAGCUGCAGCUUCGUUAAUGAUUAAAAAUAAAGUUUCAAACUGACA
Molecule: messenger RNA, 9109 nt
Organism: Limanda limanda (common dab)
Lineage: Eukaryota; Metazoa; Chordata; Actinopteri; Pleuronectiformes; Pleuronectidae
Gene: col6a4a
Product: collagen, type VI, alpha 4a
Exons: 42
Coding region: 70-8358 (2762 amino acids)
Molecular function (GO): serine-type endopeptidase inhibitor activity
Source: RefSeq, a predicted model, not a curated record